Messenger RNA from Musa acuminata AAA Group (dessert banana), 2421 nucleotides. RefSeq names its product sucrose transport protein SUT4. The coding region runs from base 253 to 2106 and encodes 617 amino acids. Gene Ontology annotation, molecular function: sucrose:proton symporter activity. The transcript has 14 exons. Lineage: Eukaryota; Viridiplantae; Streptophyta; Magnoliopsida; Zingiberales; Musaceae. Gene Ontology annotation, cellular component: membrane. The record is from RefSeq and is a predicted model, not a curated record.
CAUAGCGCACCGACGCCACCACACCCACCUGUGUGAAGCCGAGGAAGCGAAGGCUCAAGCCGGCCCCCCUCGCACGUGCCACACGCUUCUUCCGCUUGAAAUCUCCCUCCGCCUCACAAACCCUCUGCUUCGGCCCCCGAUCGUCUCAGAUCUGCUGCUAUUUCGUACCCCUAAAUUCCAAGAACGAGUCCUUCCGCACAUGGGGAUCCCGUCCCCGAAAUCUUGAAUUCCUGCCGCAGAUCCAAGCCCGCCAUGGCGACGGAGGCCGUCCCAGUCCGCCUCCCUUACCGCCACCUUGACGACGCCGAGGUCGAACUCGCCCGCCUCGACGGGGAUCCCAACGGCCAGAUCCACGAAUCCGAGGUCUCCUGCAGCGUCCCCAUCCCUUCCUCUUCGCCUUCUUCCUCCUCGAGCCCUUCGCGGCCGCGGGAGAGGACCGGUUGGAAGACGUUGAUUCUUAGUUGUAUGGUUGCCGCCGGCGUGCAGUUCGGUUGGGCCUUGCAGCUAUCGCUGCUUACACCCUACAUCCAGACAUUAGGAAUAGAGCAUGUUUUUUCAUCAUUCAUUUGGCUUUGUGGACCAAUAACUGGCUUCGUUGUUCAACCUUGUGUUGGUAUAUGGAGCGAUAAAUGCCAUUCAAAAUAUGGAAGGAGGCGACCAUUCAUUUUUGUUGGCUGUGUCAUGAUUUCUUUUGCUGUAAUUUUGAUUGGGUUCUCUGCUGAUAUUGGCGCCAUUCUAGGUGAUACUAAGGAACAUUGCAGAAAUUAUAAAGGUCCCAGAUGGCGAGCAGCUGCUGUGUUUGUGAUUGGAUUUUGGAUGCUGGAUCUUGCUAACAAUACAGUGCAAGGUCCAGCUCGUGCUCUUCUAGCAGAUCUCUCAGGCCCUGACCAAUGCAAUUCUGCAAAUGCCAUAUUUUGCUCAUGGAUGGCUCUUGGAAAUAUUUUAGGGUUCUCAUCUGGUUCAAGUGGACUUUGGCACAGGUGGUUUCCUUUUCUGACAACAGAGGCUUGCUGUGAAGUUUGUGGAAAUCUAAAGGCUGCCUUUCUGGUUGCUGUGGUGUUCCUUACAUUUUGUAUGCUCGUGACUCUAUAUUUCGCUAAAGAAAUCCCACUCGAACCAAAGCCUGCACAACAUUUGUCCGAUUCUUCACCUCUAUUAAAAGAUCCUGAGCAGUACCAGCAUCUAUCAUUACAACCUAAGUGGGAGAAAUUAGAUAAUGGCCACAACUCUAGAAUCAAUAUGAUGGAUGAUAGAGCUAGCACAGAUGGUUCUGUGGACUUUGGGCAUGGCAGUGAUAGGGGACAAAUUGAAGCCCUUGAUGAUGGACCUACUGCAGUUUUGGUUAACAUUUUAACAAGCAUGAGGCAUCUGCCGCCUGGAAUGCAUUCUGUGCUUCUUGUCAUGGCCCUUACCUGGUUGUCGUGGUUCCCCUUCUUCCUUUUUGAUACCGAUUGGAUGGGACGAGAAGUAUACCAUGGGAAUCCAAAUGGGGAUACAACCCAACAAGCUGACUAUCAAAAUGGCGUCAGAGAAGGUGCAUUCGGUUUGCUACUGAAUUCAGUUGUUCUUGGAGCUAGCUCUUUCUUUAUUGAUCCAAUGUGCCGGAAAAUGGGUGCAAGAUUAGUGUGGGCAAUGAGCAACUUUACCGUGUUUAUUUGUAUGGCAGCUACUACAGUCAUAAGCUUGUUGUCUAUCAGUGAAUACUCUAAUGGAAUUCAACAUGUCCUUGGAGGAAAUAAGGCCAUUAAGGUGGCAGCAUUGGUUAUCUUUUCAGUUCUCGGGUUUCCUCUAGCUAUUACGUAUAGUGUUCCAUUUUCUGUGACAGCAGAAUUGACUGCUGGCUCAGGUGGAGGACAAGGACUGGCUACUGGAGUUCUGAAUCUUGCGAUCGUCAUUCCUCAAGUUGAUGAUUGUAGCUAUCGGUGCAGGGCCUUGGGACGCCCUCUUCGGGGGAGGGAACAUCCCUGCUUUUGCCUUAGCUUCUGUCUUUUCUUGUGCAGCUGGCAUUCUUGCUGUCUUAAAAUUACCAGGACUUUCAAAUGCCUACACUUCUGUUGGCUUCCACGGAUUUGGUUGACUUACUACCGAUACAGAGUUAUAUUUUAGGAUCUCAUAUGUCAAGCACCACAGCCAAUUGAUAUUUAUUCCUAUUCUUUUUCCAUUUAUAGGUUGCAUGCAAUAAUAGGUAAAAUAAAAUUUUUAUCAUUAAGAUGUCAAUGAGUUAAAUUCAUGUGCAUUUGAAGGGUAUAGGGUCAUUACCACUGGAACCAUUACUUGAGGAUAUUUCAUGUUUGUAUUAUAUCACUAUUUGAUGUUGGUUGACCCUUGUGAUAGUUUUGUUUUUAUGAAUGAUCCUGUAAUAUUGGAACAGUUCUUCCUUACUGCUGAAAAUGAAAUCUCAUAUGUUCUAUGUGCUGUUCA